AUGCCAGAUAAUAAACAAGUCAAGUCACUAGUCACCACUUGUCAAGAUACACUAGCAAAGUAUUUGGAUUUGUUAGUGGACGUGGGUAGUGUUCCCUAUUCUUUACUUAAGGCUUCUAUCCUUCACGCUACACCGCAGCAACUGUAUCGUAUUGAAAAAGCAAAUCCAGAUAUCGCAGCCGAGUCAGAUGAAUUAUGGUUGAAGCAUUGUCUUUUAUUUCAAGAUAUCCGGCACGAAUACGAACAAGGGUUACAUCAAGAUCCAAAACAAUGGAGAGAACUUUAUCUUAACAAAUAUCAGGAAAAUGAGAAAAAGAGGCAAUUGAUCAAAGAAAAAGUCAAGAAUCAAUACAGCAAGAUACAGAAUGAAAAAGAAAAAAAGUCUAUCAAAGUAUUACAUGGUGUUGUGCCUACAAAAAAGAGACACUCAUACGAAUCAGCAAGGCGAUCAACAAUGAGUAAAUUAUUUCAACAAACAAAAAAAGAGACAGACAAAGUUGCUUCUAUUUAUCAUUCAUCCCCUAAAAGACCUAAACCAAUACAUCAACAUACAACAACGAUACGUGUACCCAAACCCGCUUCACAAUUAACAAGAGAAUACCAAGAUAAUUUUGCAAUGCAUUCACGAGCAUCUUUCUCUCCACCUGCUCCUUCACCACUCAUACAACCUAAAUCAAAAUCUCUUUCUCAUGAGCCUUCUCCUAAAAGACUCAAGUCAAAUAACACCAUCAAUGAGAAAAAGAAACCUGUGGCCAUGGUUAAUUUCAACAUUUUCAAUGAACUAUCAUGA
This is a messenger RNA of Gilbertella persicaria, 789 nucleotides long. RefSeq names its product RNA polymerase II transcription factor SIII subunit A-domain-containing protein. Gene Ontology annotation, cellular component: elongin complex; nucleus. Gene Ontology annotation, biological process: transcription elongation by RNA polymerase II. The record is from RefSeq and is a predicted model, not a curated record. Lineage: Eukaryota; Fungi; Mucoromycota; Mucoromycetes; Mucorales; Choanephoraceae. The coding region runs from base 1 to 789 and encodes 262 amino acids. The transcript has 9 exons.